Molecule: messenger RNA, 9567 nt
Organism: Stomoxys calcitrans (stable fly)
Lineage: Eukaryota; Metazoa; Arthropoda; Insecta; Diptera; Muscidae
Product: golgin subfamily B member 1
Exons: 6
Coding region: 86-8086 (2666 amino acids)
Biological process (GO): microtubule anchoring
Cellular component (GO): centrosome
Molecular function (GO): microtubule binding
Source: RefSeq, a predicted model, not a curated record
CGACAGCGACAACAACAAACUAUCAAUAAACUAGUUUCUGUGGCAGAAGCCAGAUGAUUGUGCCGAAUUAAGCGCGUAACUGAAUAUGGAUGUGCAACACCAACAGGAAGAUUUUGCCAAGAAAAAACAGGAAAGGGAACAAGAGAUUAAAGCCAUACAGGAAAUGCUAAGUAAUAUAGCUAAAUCAUCUCCCCAGAAGACCACAAAUGAGGAAGCGAACAAGACUGAAACCCAGCUGCCAAAAGCAGCUGAGGAUGCAACAAAAGACUUACCAGCCAUUAACACACUUCAAAGGAGUAAGACUGAUAUUCUUGUUCGGGCAACGCCGAAUGAAGUUCCUGUAAAAUCUGCAACUAGCAGAACAUCUCGCAUGGAUACAGCUAGAUCGGCAGUUGCCGCGAAGCCACGCUCUAAAUCGUCCAAUCUGCCGGUAACAAAUAGCGUUCCCAAUCGCCAAGCAGUGGCCAACAAGAAAACCUACAACCCUGAAGAGGCGCGACGCUUCAUGGAAAUGCAAAAGAAAAAGCGCAAAUCGGAGUUAGCAAAUCAACCACAAGCGAAGGCUAACAAGGAGAAAGAGGAAAUCAAGAAACGUUUGGAGGAGCUGAAGAAAAAUACCCGAAAAUUGGUAUCCAAAAACUUGGACAAGAAAAAACACAAAAGCAACAGCAAUGAGAUGCCUAAAGAUGGCAGCAACACCAGGAAAUUAUCGAGUGAUGAAAACAAACCAGCAAAAGAAAUGCUGCCCAAGAUAAACGCGAAACGGCAAGGCUUUGGUGAAAUGCCAGCAAUUAAAGGUCUUUCACUGGAGCUUAAGAAACCUACGUCACAAGAUCUGCUAGAGGAGCGACGGCGAGUGACCAAAAUUGCCAAAGAGGAUCUAGUAAAACCGGCAGCGAAUGUGUUAACCACACCAGCUUCAGUAAGGGCCAACUCCUCUUCGUCCUUGCCACUGGGGGAAAAUCACAAACGCAUUGGCUUGCUAAGAAAAACAGAGGACGAAAAAGACUAUUCAUUCAGUGCCCUCAAAGGUAUUGCCACCAAUGGCAAAGAAAAUGUCAUUUUAGAAAAUUUGACAUCAAAAUUGAGUGCGGCUCAAGAAACCAAGGUGCACAAGGAACGGCCUGAACGUACGCACAACAAACCCACAGAGAUCAGAGACCAACAGCCAGAAGAAGAGAUUUCCGAUUUGGAAAUUCCCUCAAAGAAUUUAAAAUCAAAUUCACUUCAGCACAACCCAUCAGCAGUGGAGGGAAAUUGCAGUCAUAUCAAAUCUCAAGAUGUACACAAAGCCAAUGAUUUGCCUUAUCUGCUUAGGCCAUCGGCAGCUCAGAUAUAUCCAUAUAAUUUUAUCAUGGCUGUUAGGCGUAAGUUGGAGGCUAUAUCACAACCCCAUAUGCCGGUGCCCAGUAAACGUGAGAGGACCUGGAAAACAAGUCAAUGUACAUCCACUACGGAUUUGCUAUUGGUGGGAGAAUCAAAUAGCAGUGAGAAGAAAGAUUACAAAGAAAUUGAGAAGAAGAGAAAAUUGUUGGAAAUGCCUGAAGAGCAGGAGAGUAAAAAACGCAAAAGUUUCGAAGCAAUGACACCAAAACCUUUGAAAGAUGACAUACCCAAAGGGCAGUUAGACAAAAAUACAGAACGAGCCAAGACAACUCUUAGCAUGUCAUUGGAAAGUUUAAAAUCGCCUCCAUUAACAUACACCAUGGACAUGAAUGCGAAAGCUACAAAUAUUCAAACUUCUGGCAAUUCAUAUAAAAAUUCCCAUCCCCAAUCUUUGGAUAUGGAGGAAAAAUUUAAAAAAUCUGAACAACCAGUCAACCCUACUAUACAGUCCAAGUACAAGUCUAUGGAAAGUGUGGCAUCGAAUUAUUCCUCGGUUUCUUUGCCAAUUUCCAAUACUCUCACCGAAAUUUCCUCAUUACGCACAGAAUCUCGGCAUAAUUACAAUCAAUCACAACAAUCUUUGGAGAAGCAGGGUCAGAUGAAUACCGAAGAUGAAGUAACCUCCAUCUCUUCUCACAUUUUUAGCAGUCCUGAAAAGAAAUAUGCCAAACAACACAAUGCGGACUUUGAAUUCAUUAAGCCCAGAGCGGUCAGUCCUUUGUCCUUGGAAAAAAUUGAUAAUUUGAAAAUAAAAAGCAAACAAAAUACCGGCAGAUCCAGCAGUGAAAAACAAAAAACGGAUAAUACCUCUCUCAUUGAUGAGGACAAAGAGAUGCAUUUCUCCCAGCUAUUGGAAGAUUUCAAUCGCAGCCUUUCCCAAGUCAUACUAGUAAACGAGCAAUUGAAGUCAACCCUUGAUAAAUCAUCGCGCAUAUUGAGCCCUCGUAAUUCGGCCAAGAAACCCUCUUCCUCUGCGGGCGACACUGACAAAGCCUAUUCUUCCGAUUUUGAAAACUCCAAGUCGCCAGCACAAAACGACAAACUCAAACAAAGUCUGGAGGAUACAAAUGAAAAGUUAAAAACUGGCAAAAGGCAACUAUUUCUGAUUGCCAACAAAGUUAAGCCUUUGUUGACUCCGCCUAAAAGUUCGAUUGAUGAAAAUGACCACAACGAAGAGAUAGCACUGCCUAAACUUGAUUUGGGCAUAGAUUUGAAAAUGUUGUCUACAAAUUCGAGUGCUAGAACUACUACAAGCCUAAAUACUGCAGACUCUGCAAUAUACGGAAACAAAUCUGAAGUGGAUUUCCAAGCGGGGGAAGAACAUGAGAAACGACUCGAUAUGAUUGAACACUUGAAGGAAGAUUUGAGGCGUACCAUUAGGAAGUCACAAGAGAAGCGCAAAGACACUCAAGAUCAACACAAAUUGCUCAAUAAGAAAACAAGCUUUGAAGAGGAAUUGGCCUCCUCCUCUAAGACUAGUAGGUCAAAUAUGUCUUUAUAUGCUGUGGUAGAACAGCAUGAUGGAAAGGAAACCCUUAAGGAAAUAAAACCAAAAUCCGAGAUAAGCGAAAGUAGCCUAGAGAAGAAGAUGAUAUCCCAUGACAACAGAGAAACAUUACCAAAACGAAACAAAGCUUCGAAACUGCCUGUAUUUUCGGAACGCAAUACAAGGGCAACAGAGGAAAUUGAAAAUUCUUCUCAAACUGCAUCCACUACCACCAAUACUGGAGCUCAAAGAGAUUCAGAAUUUAACCAAUCACCCAGCAAGCAGCCUAAUAAAACAUUUAACGCUACUCAAAUGUUCAGCGAAUCAAAUAAAAUGCAACAUUCUCAUUCGGACAAAUCCAUACCUACACACUCUACAACUUCCCAAGCCACCAAAGCCAUGAGAAGUGCAACGCCCUCUAUAGGCAGCCAAAGUGAAAUUGAAAGUUUACCAGCUACCAAUUCCAAUAGAAAUAAAUACAACCUAGCAUCUUGCAAAGCUACAUUAAAGCAAGACUUCCAGGAGGCGGGCAGCUCUAGCAUAUCCGAGGAGCUGCAGAAAACUUUUGAAACAGCUUCGCAUGAUAAUGAAAACCUCCCACUAAAAAAAGGUCAUUUGCACACUACCCGUGAUGGAUCUACAGCUGCCCAGCUGCGCAAUACAUCAGCGUUUAUAAGAGCACAUAUAAAUCGCUCUAGAGGAGAUUUUCAGGAAAUAAACACCAAAGAGGCCACCCUAAAUGAAACCCAAUUUCAGUUGGCCAUAAUCUCGUCUCAGGCACCUAGCUCCUCGGAAUUAGCUCAAAGUGCCGAUGACGAAGUUACCAGUAGUGUAAAAUCAAUCAUUAAAAGGCACAAGAGCAACUAUUCAUCCAAUCCGCCCAGUUAUAAUGCCGUUACUGGGAAAACCCAUCAAGAGAAGCAGGCUUCUUCUACUGCGUUUAACUCCCUAUCGCCUUCGAAGGCUGCCGGACGUAUUUCUAUUGGAGCCGAAAUUGUCAAGUUCUUCCAUGAGUAUGACAAUGAUAAAUCUUUGCAGUUGCAAUGCCAUGACACCAUGUCCGAAUCAUCUUUAAACUAUUCCAAUGUGGGACUGUAUGAUAAGUUGAUUCAAAACGAAACGAACAAAUCUCAACAACUGACAGCGCUCCUGAAAAUGCGUGAGAAGGCUAUUUUGGAUCGUACCAAGGGACAAAUCGCCUGGCUGGAAGUUCAAAAGGCCCGCUAUAAGGCAAAGGGUUUAUUGGGCAAUAUAGCAGCUAUAAAGAAGAAACAACGCGGUAUUCUCAUAAAAAUGGAGAAAGAACGCGAAGAGAUAAAAAGGCUACUACAAUCAACUAGCAGUAGCGGAAAAGCAGCAGCAGCCACAACUUCUUCAGCCGUGGUUCUAAACGGCAGCAGCGUUCUUCAUAAGUCUCCCCUUAAACACAAGAAGGAGAAAUCAUCUUCGAUUGUGCCACCAGCCCAAUUGAUACCGCCUCAACCGACGCCCACUGCCACUGGCAGACCUUCAAGGGUCACCAAGCAACCCAUAAAAUUGGCUAAUAAACGAGCAGAACAACAGCAGCCAUCAAGUUCUCCCAUAAUACGGGCCACAUAUGAAUUGGAGUCUUCAACAGUUUUGGAGGAACUUCUAAAGAAGCGCGAGGAAGAUUUACGCAGGCGCAGACAACAUGUGGAACAUUUAAUGAAAUGGCAUCAACGUUUGGAUGAGGAAGAGGCCGAAGUUUUACAACUGGAACGCCAACUUUUGAAUUAUAAUAAUGUGCCACGACCACAUAUGGUGGUGGAAGCAAAGCAAAAACCGAGGCAACAACAGAUGCCCCAAUUGCAACCGGUUGAGGUCUACGCAGCUGAUGAGGAAGAGUUGACACCAUUAGUGUUGGAUAUUUACGACUCAAAUCAAACAACAGGGAAAACACCCGAAAAGAAACGCGCCUCCAGAGCGCGUAAAAUGGAAAAACGUUUAAAAGAUAUCGAUAAGAGUCUCAAGGAUCUAUCGCAUAUCUCGGUGACAAGCGCCUCCAACUCGGCAAUUGUUAUGGGACAAAAUAGUGACGAUAUCGAUGCCUCUUCGACAGCAGCAGCCAGCGCUCAAGAAGUCAAUUCGGUACGUGCUACCGGCUCCAAAUUAAAUAAGCUCUGGAAAAGUUUGACAUCUCAGACAGUAGAAAAAUACGAGCCCACACGUCGCUAUAAACUGUGCACAGCAGACUUGAAACGUUUGUAUGAGGAGGCAAAAAUGGCAGUUCUGCGAGAUUUCACACAAGAAGAAGAACGCAUUGCCCAGGAACUUUUGGAGAAAAGUUCUACAAAUUUGAGCUCAAAUGAAGGCUCUCCUCCACCAGCAACGGGGUCAACACCAUUACCCCAAUCAGAAGAAAAUCUCAUAAAUUUGCCGCCAUUAGGUCAAGAAACCGUCGGCGGCAAGGUAAACCUGGCGGUGGAUAUUCCUGCGUUAAAUUUGAAUUUCAGUUCGGGUCACUCAGAACCGGAAGAGGAACCGGCGCCCAACAACUGCAAAAUGAUGCUUCCACCACAGGGCAACUACAGUCCAAGUGUGGCGGAGGAACAUUUUAAAGCUCAAUUACUGAACUCAAGUGCUUCAUCGUCGUCGUCUUCGUCGGCGGAACACCCCGAACCGCAGCCACAGAUGCAACAACUGCGAAUUGAAAAUAAUGUACAAAUGUUUUUAGCCCUAACGCAACGCUUGCAGCAGAGUAUGCCUUCCAACAGCAGGCCUCCACACCAAGGGCUGCAACGCAGUCUAAGUGAUACACAAAUUGCCGAAAUACCAAAGUUUUCUGCAGCAACUAGUCAUAGAAAUAUAUCAGCAAACGCUAGUCAAUCUAAUACAAGUAUAACCGGCAGUGGGCAACAAACAUUGCCAAACCAUCGAAAAUCCAAAUCGUCCAUUGCUGAAAUUACAAACAUUCCUGAAACCGUUAAGUCAUCACCCGCCGAACAAAAUCCGACUCAGAGAAGCCAAAACGACUUGCUGGAGGAGUCUAGCACAAGACCUACAGUUAUAGCGGCUGUGGGCAAUGUGUCAUCCAUCGCAAAUGUUGCAUCUGUAGCUGGCAACACUUCGGCUCUGAUGGGCCAACACAGACUUUCGUUCUCUGGCCAAGUAGGAUAUGAUUCGGAACAAAAGGCCAGAGAAAUCUCUUCAAAAUUAGAUGAAAUUUCGGCGGCUGUCAUACAAUUAUCACAGGCAAAUGCUCUUCCCUCGUAUCCGGCUGCUACAGCAUCACAGUCAAAAUGCACAGUGGCGGAGACCUCACGUGAUGCUGAAGCCAGCCUGAAUGAGGAAGCAAAUUUAAGCACAGAUGCGUCGUCGUCGUCAUACUCAUUGCAUUUUGCCAACAUUUCCAUAGAUAGGCAUUCCUCGCCAGGUUCACAACAUACAGCGAACACAACACACAACCGUACAAAAACUCCCUCCAUCUCAUCGUCCAUCAAAAGUCCCACCGCCACCACAAGCUGCAGUAGCACAGUUCCGACAAAUAAACAUCUUGCCUCUGACUCUUUAGAGAAUUCCAACACUGGAACAUUUGUCAUUUCAUCCAAUCCCGAUGCAUCAUCAUCAUCAACAUCAAAGACUUUUGUCGCAGAAUCGGCGGCUACAUCGGCGUCAAAGACAUUUGUCAAGGACAAAACUUUGGAAAUGGUCACAACGGCGACGCCGACGUCGACGUCAACGACGACGACGUCCCCAUCAAAUGGCCUUGUGGUAAGUGAGUCUAGCAAUGACAAACCCAACAGCGAAGAAUACGAACCCGAUUUCGAACCAGAUUCAACUGAUGAAACACAUAUUGAAGACAUUUCAUUGCCAUUGUAUGAGACGACAACCGAGACCACCGUUGAGGGAGAAGGUGACAUAAGUGAAACAUCGAGAGGAGAUGAAUCAUUGCCGGAUAGAACAUUUUGCACAGCUACAAGUCAAAUAUCGAUAAAAGUCCCUGCCAAGGAACAGUUGCAACAACAGCAAUUAGUUACCAUAAAAUCCAUGAUAGCAAUUGCCACCAGUCCGGACAAAGAACUGCUACCACCACCGCCAUUGCCGCCACCACCUCCACCACCACCUCAAAUUUUCACUUCAACAAUUUCGGCCACAAAAACCACCACACAUCAAUCAUCUGUGUUGGUCGCCGCCUCAUCUGCUCAGAAUAGUACAGGGAAUGGCAACCAAUUAAUGCCAGACAUUAUCAAUGAGUUGGAAUUAAGACGUCAUCAACUUAUUUUGGAUAAUGAGCAUUUAAAACAAUAUGAACAUGUUGCAGUACCUUAUAUGUAUGUACGGGAGAUACCCAAUAAACCACCGCCUCCCUAUGUGCCACCAGCUCAUGGUAGCCCCAUGACCACAAUAUUUCCCUCAGAAGAACGUAUUAAGGAUAUAACAUUUAGAAGAACUCAUGAACUUUAUUGUGACUUCUUAAAGACUGAUUACUGCAAUGAAAAAGGCGAAAAGCUACCCUCUGUGAUGGAAGAGCAAAUCACAAACAUCUAUGAGCGUAUUAUCUUGGACAUUUGCCGUGAAUACCUGGAGGAGCACAACGAAAUCGUACGUGAUGGUGAUCCAGCAAAUUUUCACAGUCAGCUGGCUUUCUUCAAUCCACCGAAUCGUUUGCGUUGCAUACAAGAUGCCAUCUACAAAGAAGUUCGCCAGUGUCUGGCCAUGGACAAAGCAACUGGCCAGAGUAAACGCAGUCAAAUAUAUUCGGUAUAUGGCCAAAGGGCCAAACAAGAUCAUAUUGGCAAAAUAAUCAUACAGGAAAUGUAUGAUGAAGAUGAUCGUUGGUGCAACUUCCAUCGUGAAGAAUCUGAGGUGAUACAUCUGAUUGUCGAGGAGAUGAUUACUAAAAAUAUUCGAAAUAUUGCCAAGGAAGUCUUAGUUGAGGAAGGCGGUUCGUUACAGCAGGCAGAAGACGACGAGGAAGAUGAUGGAGUAGAAAUUGAAGAGAUAAAUGAUGAUUCCGAGAUACAAGAAAAUAUGGAAAACGCGCGUGAAGAAGAGCAGCAGCAACGGGAAACGGCCACAAAAAAUGUUAGAGUAACAGCAUUGGCGCAGGAAGCGCAGAAAAAAGACCAACCACAACAGCCAAAUGAAAUCGACACAGCAAACUCUUCUACAGUGUCACAGGAGGAGAUUAGUUCGCAAACAGAAUUCAAAUCAAAUGAUAGCAGUUCAAUGAUAGCAAUGCCAUUAGCUUAAGAAACUACAUUGUGAGUGGUACAAAUCAUUAACCACAACAGCCAAAUGAAAUCGGCACAGCAAACUCUUCUACAGUGCCACAGGAGGAGAUUAGUUCGCCAACAGAAUUCAAAUCAAAUGAUAGCAGUUCAAUGAUAGCAAUGCCAUUAGCUUAAGAAUCUACAUCGUGAGUGGUACAAAUCAUUAACCACAACAGCCAAAUGAAAUCGGCACAGCAAACUCUUCUACAGUGCCACAGGAGGAGAUUAGUUCGCAAACAGAAUUCAAAUCAAAUGAUAGCAGUUCAAUGAUAGCAAUGCCAUUAGCUUAAGAAUCUACAUUGUGAGUGGUACAAAUCAUUAGCCAACACUGCUAUCCCCACCAUGAACCUAACAGAUAUACAACCCACACACACAACUUAUUCAAGGUUUUGUUGUAUUGAAAGACAAUCAAAAAAAAAAAAAAAAACAUUUCAUUUUCCUCCUCAUAGGGAGUAUAUCGAGUCCUAAUCGCCAAAAAUAUGUAAGGUAGCAAGUAAAGGCUUCAGAGUUUUUUUAUGCAAUUUGCUCCUUUCCUUCUUCAUUCUACACAAAAUCAUGCACAUUUUGUUUGUAAGUUGUCAUUAAGUUAGGGUGCACUCAUUUGGAAACUUCUUCCAUAAAGUUUGGGUUUUUGUUACUUGCAUAUGCUUGGCAGCUAGGGGUCGAUUUGUUUUAUUCAUGUCAUUCUUAUGCUCUAUGUAGUACUUCUAACUGUAUGCCAUUAUUAAUUAUUAUGAUUGUUUUAAACUAUGAUAUUUUGUCGUAAUGCUUAAGUAAUUAUCACCAUGUACUUAAAUAUUUACUUGUAUUUACGUUAAACAAAAAUUGGAGUUCUAUGUUUUGGUUUGUAGGUACGGCAGGAGAAAGCAGGACACUAGUCCUUAGAUGUCCGAAAUAGUAUUCAUUUGUUCUACUUGCCUCCACAUGCAUAUGUGUAUUACUGUUACUCUCAGUAGUAGUAGUAGUAGUGGUAUCUCAUAACCCCCAAAAAACCCUGAUAACUGAAAUCUAUUUCAUUUCGUACAAAUAAUUUUUAAACACAUUACUUUGUAUUAGUUAUGUAGUAUGUCCUUUAUGCUGUUUUCCGUUUUUAUUAUUUUUUUUUCCUACUGUAAUUUUAUUUACAACUAAGGUGGUGUCAUUAGAACCCCAUUAGAAGUCGUAUCUAGUUUCUAAUUUUAUUAUUGCCCCUAUCAAUGAAAUAAGUCUAGUUUAAACGAUCAAACCCCCCGCCCACAGCUAGUAUGUCUUCAAAAAUAUUUUUUAAUGAUAUUUUUACAAGAGCGCUGGUAAACACACACACACACACACAAUUCAAAAGCCUCAACAUUUCGUUAUUCUUAUUAUACAAUAAUAAAAAAAACAACUGAAUUGUUAUUGCAUGUCAUAAAGAAUAAUAUUUAUUUUUUAUAUCAUAAGAGUUUUUCUCGAGAAAUAAAUAUUUUUACAAAAGGGAUAAAA